Messenger RNA from Auanema sp. JU1783, 498 nucleotides. NCBI's taxonomy places the organism in Eukaryota, Metazoa, Nematoda, Chromadorea, Rhabditida, Rhabditidae. The record is from the annotation of a GenBank genome assembly.
AUGGCUUUUGGAACCGUCGUCACUUCACCUUCUAAGGAAAAGACCAUGUCUUCUUCUGAAACUACUGAGCAGCGAUUGACUGUGCGUUUCGUUAGAACUACUGAGAAUGCUCACGCACCUACUUACGGAUCUGCCUGUGCUGCUGGAGCUGACUUGUACAGUGCCGAGGACUGUAUGGUCCCUGCUAAAGGAAAAUUCUGUGUUUCCACCGAUAUUCAAGUAGAAUUACCUUUCGGAUAUUAUGGAAGAGUUGCUCCUCGAUCUGGAUUAGCUGCCAAGAACUUUAUUGAUGUUGGCGCAGGUGUUGUUGAUAGCGACUACCGCGGAAUCUUGAAAGUACUUCUCUUCAACUUCAGUGAAACUGAUUUUGCUAUCAAGAAAGGUGAUAGAAUUGCACAGUUCAUCUGUGAAAAAAUCGCUCAUUGUAAUUACGUUGAAUGCGACACUCUCGAUAACACUACGAGAGGAGCUGGAGGAUUUGGAUCAACUGGCGUCUAA